AUGACCAAGAAGCCGUUAGAUGCGAGCGAUUUUGAAAAUCUUGUCUGCAAAAUCCGCCAGGAGACUGAUUCUCAUGAAAAGAAGAUACUGAUUCUGUCAAGGUCUCGUGGCUGUUUCAAUGCAGAACAGGCAGCCAGAAUUCUGUAUGAACUACCUCGGCCGGCUGAUAAAGUAAUUGCCCUGAGAAUAUUGGAGCCAAGAUUAUGUCUGAUGACAUCGAGAGAGGCUCGGUCUAUCGUUGAAGCUGUCAGCAUUCACAACGACAGGCUUAUUGCCCUUGACUGUGUCAAAAGGGUCCUAACAGACAGCCAGACACCUUUAGGAGAAGAAUACUCUCUGAGCAGCCUGAUAUUUGAGAAUGAUAAGCAUCGGGCCAGGUCAAUUCUGCAUACUGUUCGUUCAGAUGUUGCAGACACUAUACCUGCAGGAGGUCACCAAGGCUACACCGCUUUGGGAGGUCUUAACACUCAAGCCAAACCAUUACAGAUAAAUUUGUACGGAGAUGUUGCCUCACAGAUGGAUUCAGCAGCUGGUCAUGGCAAGGUCCGUCUUAUUCCAGCGGCUGAACAAGGAUUAAUUCCCUCUAUUUACACAGGUCACCCCUCAUAUGCCUACCCACCAGACAUCCCGUACACCCAGAUUAGGUCAUACCCUGGGACCUCUGGCUUCCCAACAAGGGUCAGUGCCACCUCGGAUUACCCUGGUGGGGCCCCACCACUUGGAUAUCACAGCGGAGCACCAGCACCGGUCGGAUUCUACAGUUUGGAUCAAAGCAGAAUUGCAUAUUAA
Candidula unifasciata is the source of this 789-nucleotide messenger RNA. The record is from the annotation of a GenBank genome assembly. NCBI's taxonomy places the organism in Eukaryota, Metazoa, Mollusca, Gastropoda, Stylommatophora, Geomitridae.